AAUAACUCAGUUAUAGAACUUCAAGCAAUAACUCACCCGGAACUGAUUGGUUUACCACAUAGUCCUACACACAGUUUUCUAAAGAGUUAUCCCCUUUUUUUUUACUUAAGAUCUUUGAAGAAAGCAUACAGAAUGAUAAUUCUAUUCAGAUAAUUCAGAAUAAUAAUUACUUUAAUCCCAAAACCCAAGAAAGAUUUACUUUUAAUCGACAACUGGCAUCCUGUAUCUCAGUUUAACAAUGAUUACAAAAUGUUAGCUCUUAUAUAUGCUAAAAGAUUAAAAUGUGUAUUGGAUUCUGUAAUAGAUGAGACACAAUCUGGUUUUAUAAAUAAAAGACCUUUUGCAAUCAUGGAAACUGCUCGAGUAAAUUAAAAGUGUGCCACUUCCCCAAGGCUUAGGUUAUCUAGAGGAGUCAGACAUGGGUGUCCCAUCUCUCCUUAUUUAUUUCUACUUGGUGUGCAGCUACUUUCAACGUUUGACUGUGGAAGCGGUAUUCGGGGUAUCCGUAUUGCGGAGCGGGAAGUUAUUGUUCGUCGAUUAGCGGAUGACACCACCUUAUUUUUAAGAGACGCUUCCCAAAUCCCUAUAGCAAUCGAUUAUAUGAAACUGUUCUCUGAAGCUUCAGGACUUAAUCUAAACAUAAGUAAAUGUGAGUUCAUGUCUAUUAAAGAUUGCAUAGCAGCCUCUCUUUAUAAUAUUCCAGUUAAAUCUGAAGUCUUCGUGAAAAGUUAUCAUGAUCACUAAAACUCAAGAUAAUAGAUGUACCUUGAACUUUGACCCUGUUAUAAUAAAAGCCCAAAAAAGAUUUAAUGCAUGCUUGCAGAGACCUUGAGAGGAAGAGUAUUGCUUGCUAAGGCUGAGGGAAUCUCCAGGUUUACACGCGCUGCACUCUCUCUGUAUCUGGACAACAAAAUAUGUAGGGAUAACUGUUGUAAUAUCUGAUGGCAACAAUGUUGAACACCAGCACAGGUCUUUGGGAAUUCACAACACCGAGUGUUUUCAGCACAACACCAUAUGAUUAUUCUGAUGUUGUGUCUUCUCAACCGUGUGAUUAUGGAACCCAUGCAAGCCGUAUUCUCCCUGUGCUUUACUCCCUGUUCUUCGUGGUGGGCUUCCUGGGAAACAUGCUGGUGCUGUGGGUGAUCCUGAGGGGCCCUCAGAUAAAAAGCAUUACUGAUGUGUCUCUCCUGAACCUGGCCAUCGCUGACCUUCUACUAAUCUUCUCUCUGCCCUUCCUGGCUCACUACGCCAGGGAUACCUGGGUUUUUGGUAGAGCCAUGUGCACUCUGGUCCUCAGCGUGUACUACAUUGGAUUUUACUCCAGCAUUUUCUUUAUUGUGCUGAUGAGCAUCGACAGAUACUUGGCUAUUGUCCAUGCUGUGUUUGCCUUGAGAAUCCGAACCAAAACUUGUGGGAUUUUAGCCAGCCUGGUAGUCUGGAUUAUAGCUAUUGCAGCAUCAUUUCCUGAGCUGCUGUAUCUUGGAGUUGAAGAGACUGGGACUGAAGUAGUUUGCAGUGCUUAUCCAAAAAAUCAAGAAAGUCACAACGAUGUGAGAAGUGCAGCUUUCUUUAAGAUGAAUAUUUUGGGAAUGCUGAUUCCACUGAGUAUUGUGGGAUUUUGCUACUCGAUGAUUCUACAGAAGCUUCGGACUGUUCGUAAAUCAGGGAAAUUGGCCAUUCGUCUUGUUGCUGUGAUCAUGGUGGUGUUCUUCUGCUGUUGGACACCGUACAACAUUGCAGCAUUCCUCAAAGCACUGGAAAUGAAGCAUAUCCUGCCUCCAGGGUGUGAGCUCAGCAAAACAAUCCAGCUCAUGCUGCAAGUCACUGAAGCUAUAGCAUACUCACAUAGCUGCCUCAAUCCAUUCUUCUAUGUGUUUGUGGGUCAAAAGUUCAGGAGGAACCUCGCAAAGCUCUUCCUCGAGACCCCAUGCAUCCAAGUGACACCAUGCAACACCCGGUCCACAGGCUCGCUGUGUUCCCAGACCACACAUGUGGACGAACGCACAGUUGGGAUCUGAACGGAGGAACAUGAAGUCUUUUUUAUUAUAUAUAAAUUACUUCCAUUUUAUACUGUAUGUACUAUUGGAAAUACUGUUGAGAUAACUUGUAUUUGCAUGUGUUAUAUAUCCCUGUUAUUAGGUAAAGUUUACCAUAAUGUGCUCUUUUUUAAAGUUUUGUAAAGUCUCAGAGUGAUAUCAUUACCUUUUGUACCUUUAAUGUAUAUCCUGUAAAUGCAUACAUAGUGUACCUUUUAAAAAAGAUUUAUAGUUCAUAAUUGUACUGUAAUUAUGUAAUUCGAUUAUACUUGCUUUUAACUAUGCAUACUCAUAUGCAAGAUAGCUGCCACAUGGUUGUUUGGAGCCUUAUUUGUGCAGGUCCUUAGAAUUCUGCUACUGUAGGUGACAGUGUGGCGCAAAACCAGAUAAAUAGUGGGGGUAGUGUAUCUUGUGACCGACUAAACAAAUGAUAACUGUGUCUGAAAUUAUUCUAGAAAGUGAUUGAGUA
Ictalurus punctatus (channel catfish) is the source of this 2505-nucleotide messenger RNA. RefSeq names its product C-C chemokine receptor type 8. The coding region runs from base 942 to 2018 and encodes 358 amino acids. Gene Ontology annotation, cellular component: membrane. The record is from RefSeq and is a predicted model, not a curated record. Gene Ontology annotation, biological process: G protein-coupled receptor signaling pathway; chemotaxis; immune response. NCBI's taxonomy places the organism in Eukaryota, Metazoa, Chordata, Actinopteri, Siluriformes, Ictaluridae. Gene Ontology annotation, molecular function: chemokine receptor activity. The transcript has 3 exons.